AUCCUUCGCCGUCUUGUUUCACCCUCCCAAAAUAGCAGCGCCCGCCUGGAAACCUCCUCCGGGACUGGCAGGGCGAUGGGUGCCCUGAGCCUCACGGGGCUCUUCCCCAUCCCCGAGCCCCAGGGGUGGGGUGGCUGUGGGGCGCCACAGCCGAGACACGGGAGCAGCCCCGCUGCUGGGACCGCCGAGCCCCGAACCCCCGCAGGAAAGGCUCACCCGAGAGCGGUGCCAAAAGGGCUCAGCCGUCAGCUGACAUUCCUCCGGGAGGCCCCUCUGCCCCCCGCCUGGGGCUGCUCGGCUGCGGUUACGGCUCGGGGUGAUGCUGCUCCGGCACGGCGUGCUGCGACCCCGGCGCCCGACUGAGCUGAGACCCCCCCCCAACUCAUUACACCGGUGCUCCGAGUGGGCUCUGUGCUCGCUUCCACCCGGCGCUCGGUCCUCCCGCUGGGGGGGACGGUCCCCGCUCCUCUCCACCUGCUCCCCCGCCCCCGUGCUGCGGGUGCCCGGUGCGGCGAGGCAGGUCCCGGCCGGCCCCGGGUGCGCUCCCCGGGCAGCGGCCGCACCUCGGGGAGGGGCCGGGCAGGCGCGCGCGGUGCCGCGGGCUCGGGGCUCGCCGGCACGGCACGGCACGGCACGGCACGGCACGGCACGGCACGGCGGAGCGGUGGGGGCACGGGGCGCUGGAGCCGGUGAGCGGGGCCGGGAAGGGUUAAAGGGUCCGUGGAGCCCCGCUUGGCACCCACCUGCCGUGCAGGAUGGGUGCUGCGGUGCCAGCAGCCGCCUGCGUCCUGUUGGCUCUGCUGCCCAUGGGCCGUGCCCAGAACACCCCUCCAUCAGGAUGCGGCCAGGACCUCUCCUCACUCUACUACAACCUCUGUGACCUGUCGGCAGCAUGGGGCAUCGUGCUGGAGGCCGCGGCCAGCCUGGGUGCCGUGACCAGCUUCGUGCUCACCAUCGUGCUGGUGGCCAGCCUGCCCUUCGUGCAGGACCCCCAGAAGAAGAGCCUGGUGGCCACUCAGGCCUUCUUCUUGCUGGGCACCUUCGGGCUCUUCUGCCUGACGUUUGACUUCAUCGUGGGGCCAGAUUUCUCCACCUGCACCUCUCGCCGCUUUCUCUUCGGUGUCCUCUUUGCGCUCUGUUUCUCCUGCCUGCUGGCGCACGCCGUGGCCCUCAACUUCUUGGCACGGAGGAACCGUGGCCCACGAGGCUGGGUGACACUGGCGGUGGCUCUGCUCCUGGCACUGGUGGAGGUCAUCAUCAACGCCGAGUGGCUCAUCAUCACGGUGGCCCGGCAGGAGCGCGGACCCGUGGACCCCUGCGAGCUGGCGGAUGCUGAUUUUGUCAUGGCUCUCAUCUAUGUCAUGGUGCUGCUGGUGGCCGCCUUCGGCACCGCCUGGCCGGCCCUCUGCGGCCGCUACACGCGCUGGAGGAAGCACGGCGCCUUCAUCUUGGCCACCUCCGGGCUCUCCAUGGCUAUCUGGGUGGCAUGGACGGCCAUGUACCUCUACGGGAACCAACACGUGGGCAAGAAGCCCAUUUGGGAUGACCCCACGUUGGCCAUCGCUUUGGUGUCCAACGCCUACGCCUUCAUCCUCCUCUACGUCAUCCCCGAGGUGACGCACGUGACGCGGCGCAGUUCUGAGCAAGGCUACGAGGACGACGUGUACCCCACGCGUGGGGUGGGCUACGAGACCAUCCUGAAGGAGCAGAAGUCGCAGAGCAUGUUUGUGGAGAACAAAGCCUUCUCCAUGGACGAGCCCUCCUUCGCCAAGAAGCCUGUGUCCCCGUACAGCGGCUACAACGGGCAGCUGCUGACCAGCGUCUACCAGCCCACAGAGAUGGCUCUGAUGCACAAGGGGACGAGUGAAGGUCCCUACGAUGUGAUCCUGCCCCGUGCCACUGCUGCCAGCAGUGCCAGCUCCACACUGCGAGCCGAGGAUGCCUUUGCCGUGCAGGCCCGGCAUGCUGCAGCCCAGCGGGAUGCUCGGGGCAGCCAGGUGCUGUCCCCAUACAGCAGGAACCGGUGGUGAAGCCCAGGUCCUACAGCACUGGCGCAGCUGUGACCCUACCACGCCUCCCUGCCUAGUGCAUCUGACCCCGUUGGAGCCGGUUCCUGAGCUGGGAACAUCGGGAUGUGGGCCUGUACCAUGCUGCCUGCUCUGCCCAGCUCCCCACUGCCACCCCACGCUGUCCCAACACUGCCUUCACCGUGCAUGGACGCCAUGUCCCCUCCAGGCUGGGGACGUUGUGCUGCUGGACAGCCAGCAGCAGGAGAAUGCCUGCCCAGGGCUGCACCUCAUGAACCUCGCCAAGUGCUGAGCCCAGACCAGGGCGCUGCACCCCAAGCCAUCCCCAGUUCUCCCAACCCUCCUGAUGUGCCUCACUCCCCCCGGGAGCGGGAGGAACAUGGGGGUGCUUUGGGCCUCAGCACACAGUCGCCUCUCCCCGUGGCUCUGACCACCUUAUCUGUGCCUUGUCCCAGUCUCCGUGCCAGGGCUUGAGGAUCACAUUCAGGACACUGGGGUGGAGCUGUGCCCCCUCCUUCCUCCAUUCCUCCCCCCUUUUUCAGGUCAGACCCAAUAAAGGUGAGUUUUCCUA
Messenger RNA from Gallus gallus (chicken), 2598 nucleotides. RefSeq names its product G protein-coupled receptor class C group 5 member C (gene GPRC5C). NCBI's taxonomy places the organism in Eukaryota, Metazoa, Chordata, Aves, Galliformes, Phasianidae. The transcript has 5 exons. The coding region runs from base 756 to 2030 and encodes 424 amino acids. Gene Ontology annotation, cellular component: extracellular exosome; signaling receptor complex; plasma membrane. Gene Ontology annotation, biological process: G protein-coupled receptor signaling pathway. The record is from RefSeq and is a predicted model, not a curated record. Gene Ontology annotation, molecular function: protein kinase activator activity; G protein-coupled receptor activity.